AUGGGAACUAUAUUAAUAUUUGUGGACAAAGUCUAUAUCGGUCUUUUCAAGCGCCAAACUCUGGAACUGGCCAUUCCGGGCGGUCAGGCAAAAAGAACUCUGAGUUUGUUGGUGGAAAACUGUGGCCGUGUGCAUCAGGGAAGAGACCUGGAUAAAGAACAUAAAGGUCUGGUGGGGGACAUUUUAUUAAACCAUAUUCCCCUGAGGGACUUCAUAAUAUACAGCCUGGAUAUGAAUCCCAGUUUUAUUGACAGUCUCUAUCAGGCACCUUGGAAAACUCUUUCCAAAAACCCCAGCUUUCCAGGGUUCUUCAUGGGGAAGCUUUUUGUUUAUGGAUAUCCAGGCGACACAUUUGUGAAAUUACAGGGCUGGGAAAAGGGUGUGGUCUUCAUCAAUGGCCUGAAUCUUGGUCGCUAUUGGUCUAUUGGUCCUCAGCAGUCUCUUUAUCUCCCAGGGCCCUUUCUCAACAGUGGAAUCAACCAGGUGAUAGUAUUUGAAGAGCAGGAAAGUGACUACAAGGUGCAGUUUGAAGACACAGCUGAUUUGGGCAUGGCAGCAGACAUCCAGUGA
Molecule: messenger RNA, 570 nt
Organism: Knipowitschia caucasica
Lineage: Eukaryota; Metazoa; Chordata; Actinopteri; Gobiiformes; Gobiidae
Source: the annotation of a GenBank genome assembly